Messenger RNA from Haliotis rubra (blacklip abalone), 3983 nucleotides. RefSeq lists its product as uncharacterized. The coding region runs from base 51 to 3443 and encodes 1130 amino acids. The transcript is spliced from 2 exons. The record is from RefSeq and is a predicted model, not a curated record. NCBI's taxonomy places the organism in Eukaryota, Metazoa, Mollusca, Gastropoda, Lepetellida, Haliotidae.
CUACAGUGCUAGUGCCAAGAAAGAUCGUGCUCUUUCCAUGUGAAGAGUCAAUGCCUUGGAUUUGCAGUUAUAAGAAUGAUACAAUAGGGUUCGUGGUGCAGAACUUUCCGAUUUAUAGUCGGCUCAAGGCAUAUCAGACCAUGUGUGUACAUUCAGCAGGUGGUGUUUGCACGUUUUCACAAGAUGUGGAGAAAAAAGGACAGAUAUCCUGCACAGAUGUGUCUGUUGACUGGAAGUCGUUUUCCUCAGUUGGAGAUACAUCUAUCCUGGCUGCGUUUGGGAGAAAUGGAUUACACAUGGUGAUCUCUCAUCUGAUUUUAGGAUUGAAACGUUUGCUCUGGUAUACAACUAAACCCAGGAAGCUUAUCCUGAAGAAUACAGCAUCUUCAUCUGAAGCCGAUCUAUUGAUGGAUGAUGAAGGGAUCACACUUGCUCUGUGUGCAUCCCAAUCUCAAUCAGGAUUGACUACUGGACGGACUGAUAUUUACUGCAAAUUGCAUAAAAUGGAAGUGAAGCAGCAGAUUCAGAAACAACUUAAAACAGGCGAACUAUUUGCAGGAUUUACCGAAUUCACUGGCCAUGAACUACAUGACAUGACAACCGGGUUUGUGGAGACAAUGGUCAGUUCAAGACAAACUGCGGAGGUUUAUUUCAAGAAUCUGGUUGAUUUUGAAAUCAUUCCUGAAGCUGAGAAGAUGAUUACUGAACUGGUUGGGCAUGCAGUGAAGGUUAAAGUAGACUGGUCCUCUUUCAAUGCCAAGUAUUCAGACGAUGAACUCACAGUCUACAAUAUGCUAUCAGAACGAGAUGCAAACAAUGAACUUGGAGGACUGGUGCAGGUAACCAAAAGAUGCAUGGAUCUUCAGUCGGACAUCCUGUAUCUACAGGGUCAAACUAUGGUGGAUUCAGUUAAAGAUUUACUUACACCCAUGAGGGAAAUAGUCAUCAAACACACCGACUAUUUGACAAAGACAAAUAAAACUAUGUUUUGUUUGAUUGAUCAAUCUAUGCCGUGGUACAUAAAUUUCAAGGAUGGAUUAUUAACAUUUGCAGCAGAGAGUUUUCCUUUGUACAACAUUCUGAAAGCAUGUCACUCGUUUAAUGUCAACCUGAAUGGUGGCUUGAGGGAACUUGAAAACAGUGUUAGGAACAUAAAGCAAACGAUAGAAGUAUCUGUCGACUGGAAAUCAUUUGGCAAUGUUGGGGACACACAUUCUUUGUCAACACUUGGACGGAAUGGGAUACAGUUAGAGAUGCUACGCCUGGCUGCAGGAGUAAAAUACCUUCUCAAUUACGAAUUCAGGGCAGGAAAAAUACUCCUGAAAAAUGCCCCAGUUUCAUCUCAAGUAAGCCUUACAAUUGAAGAAGGUGUGUUAAUACUAACUGUGUAUGCACAACGAUCCCACAGUGGUGGUUGGACCACCACAGGUCUCGACACCUACGCACAGUUGAAGGAAAUGGAGGUGCAGCAUAUACUGACAAAAGGAAGUGAAGUCGGUUUGGUUCCAAAGAAGCAUCUGGUAUUUCUUGCUGAAAAAUCAGGCUUCAGGUUUUUGAUGCCUGUUGAGAAACGCAAAUGGCUUGAAGAGAUAACUCGAAAUGAAAGUCGACAGUUGGCAGAUCCUUUAAAGUUACUAGAACAGUAUGCUGCAGAAUAUUAUACCGGAUCACCGGUUGAAGAGAUUGAGCAUGAAUUGGUAGACGAGAUUGAAAUUGCUUUGAGUAUGUGUCCAGGGGUAUGGCCAGCACAACCGGAACCUAAAGCAGGAUAUGUGAAGAAACAACAUCGGCCAGGAAUUACGGAGACUUGGAAAACACCGCUUCGAAAAGAACAAAUAAAGGCUUUGAAAAACCAACUUCAGCCAGGCUUAUGGUGCUGGGUGACUGCAGCUGAGUUGGGUAAUGGUAUAUCCUAUGACACAUUCUUAGUCAAAGUCAGAAGAGAAGGGUCAUCUGAAUACGAUUUCAAACUGUUGCAGAAAAGUGAUGCAAAAUCAUUACCUAUAACCCGAGUCAGUGGUGUGUGGUACCACCAACCCUUUGAUAAAAUGAAUGAUCUGAAGACAAUUGAAAGGCUUCAGUUGAUCAGCUUUCUUAAUGUCUUAUAUCACAUUACUGACCCCUUUCAAGUUCAAAAACUUCUCCAGAAUAUACCAUCAAAGAUACAAAGGGGAUUAACCAGAUCGGAAAAUCAAGGGCAAGAAGAAGGCACACUCUUCCUCCCUUUUGAUUCGUGGACUACACGUUCUCGUAUAUGCAGGCCUCAUUGUGAUGUGGUUUGCAACCAUAGCAUAGCUCUUCAUAGAUGUUGGAAGACAGGAUCAGAGAUAGGCAUCAAUAUUGUUAUUGAUACAGAUGACCUAAAAAGAUGUGGAUUCAAACCUGCCACUGUUGAACGAAUUGUCAUGGAUGUUUCUACUACACUUGACAACUUUACUUCAGGUGUUACAAUGACGACACAUCAGAAAAGAGAACUUCUGUCGUCCCAAGGGGUCAUGAUGAUCGGUAGUUCAAACAUAAUGGAAGACCAUACUGCCUGGACUGCUGAAGGAAUGUCACAUGAUGAUGAACAUUUCAGUAUAUUUCCUCUCUCAGAGAGUGAUCUGUAUAUUUUUUGUGACCCAGCUCUAGCAGUGCCUGAAGAAAAUGCCCAAAAGAAAGACCAGAAGCCAUUGGCUGUCCGAUUUGUAUUCCCAAAAGUACUUCCCAAAGUGAAAGGCAAUGUUAGUAACUCUAAGAGAACGUACGUGUGCCCAAGAUUCUCGAACAUACUUAACGUUGCUCUUGGACACAGACUUGUGUCAGACAAAAGCAGAGAACUUUCAAAUAUGAUUGAUGAUUUGUCUGCAACAAAACCAACAGUUACCUUCUUGGAACCAACACCAGAUGAUACAUUUCUUCCAUAUGCCGAGAUAGUUUUUAACAACCUUACCACAGCCUUCGGUUACUUUGCGUCACGAUCCAAAGGUUCAAAACAGAAGUUCCCGAAAUCUCUGAAGCAUAUUCGUGUUGUGGAAAAAACAAAAGACUCAGAUUCUAACAUUGUCAAAUUUGACAAAGAUCACUUAACCAUAUUUGCUGUUCACAAAGGACAAUUUACAUCCAUAGCGGAUAUGAUCAUUGGCCUGGGCAAUACCAUGGGCAAGGGUUUACUCUCAUCUGAAGGCAAUCUGGAUAAUCCUCAGUUUGUAAAGUUCACUGUUGAAGGAUACCAAGGAUAUAUUCCUUCAUGGAAUGCAGAUUCCUUUAAUGUGACAGUGCCUGAUUAUCUUGGAGCUGUUGUCACUAACUCUCUUUUGAACAAGUUAGCAAGGAAUGAAUUGCUAAAACUUGCUGUCUCUGGCAAAGGACUAGGGGAUGGGCAUCCCAUCUCAUUACGGCGGAAGUAUUGGGAACAGAUUUCUGCAAGCAAAUUCACACAGGCAAAUCAACUAAUCAGGUAACAAUAGUUCAAAGAAGGCCCACAUUAUUACUGUGGCCAAGACAUGAAACUAUGUGCAUGGGGUCAAGGUCAAAUGAUACUACAUCACGUGACAAGGAAAGCUAUGGGAACUUUGUAAGAUAUAUUGACAUUUCCACGGUCAAAUACGAACUUUCCCACAAGGCCACCUUCAGAAUGCCAAUGGACAAUUUGACAGUUGGAUAUUACAAAGGAUUGUAUGCCUUCAGGAUGCCAAAUCCCAAACCACAAAUGUUCAUUCGAGCUAAAUGUAAACUGUGCAAGUCAUUUCUAGAACUACACUCAAAAACAUGCAAAGCAAAUCCUGGAGAGUACCUUCAUGUUUUCUAUGAACCACAUUCUCAAAAGUAGACAUACUUGCCAUGCAUGUCCAAAUACGACAAAUAUGAGUUACUUGCAACAUGUAUUUUCUUACCAUUCUAUGUGGUUAUAUACUAUGACUAGCAGUUUGUGGUUGUACGUCUUCAAGGAUUUCUAGUACUUGAUGAAACACAUGCAUCACCUAAACCUGUUAUUUAGAACU